AUGGCCGGACCAGUGCACCUUGAACUCGUCCGAGCAGAUCCUCCCGUUCUAUUUAGUUUAUGAUCAAAAACUACAAGAUUUAAACAUGUUGAACUUCCCGCAGUUGCAUCGCUGCGCGCGCUCCGCCGCGGGAAGGGUGUCGCGCGCCAGAAGCGCCAGUUCGCGGUCAAACGGCAUGUUUGUGCGCGCGAGCUCAGCCAGCGGAGGCGCGAGCAGCUACAGGUGCUACACGCGGGGCACUUCUGGCCCGGAGCCGGUCCGGAUCGGCUGUGCUUCCGGGUUCUGGGGGGACACCGCGGCCUCAGUACCUCAGCUGGUCCACGGGGGGCCGCUGGACUUCCUGGUGUUCGACUACCUCAGUGAGAUCACCAUGUCGUUGCUGACCGCCGCCAAGACCAGGAGCCCCGAUCUGGGCUACGCUCCGGACUUCGUCCACUUCGCUCUCGCUCCGUUCCUCAACGACAUCCAGAGGAAAGGUAUCCGUGUGGUGAGCAACGCGGGGGGGGUGAACCCUCUGGGCUGUGCGGAGGCCAUACGGGGCAUCAUCAGGAAGGCCGGCCUGCAGCUCAAGGUGGCCGUGGUGACCGGGGACGACCUCAUGCCCCACAGGAGCAGCCUCUCUGAAGUAAAGAUGGCCUCCUCCUCCUCCUCCUCCUCCUCCAGACAGCCGUUACCUAAAGCUCUCCACAGCAUGAACGCUUACCUGGGGGCUCAGCCAAUCCAGCGCUGUCUGGACCUCGGGGCCGACAUCGUGGUGACGGGCCGCUGCGUGGACAGCGCCGUGACCCUGGGCCCGCUCAUGCACCGGUUCGGCUGGGGGAGCACGGACUAUGACCUGCUGGCAUCCGGCAGUCUGGCAGGUCACCUGAUCGAGUGUGGAGCUCAGAGUACAGGUGGAGUCUUCACAGACUGGCACAAAGUACCUGACUGGGACAACGGGGGUUUCCCGGUGGUCUCCGUCUCCCCCGACGGCUCCUUCCUGCUCACCAAACCUCCGGGUACCGGAGGUUUGGUGAGCUUCGGCACGGCGGCGGAGCAGCUGGUGUACGAGAUCUCUGACCCCCAGAGGUACCUGCUGCCCGACGUCACCUGUGACUUCAGCCAGGUGGUCAUCCAGGAAGUAGCAGGUGUGGAUGGGGGAGCGGUCCGGGUGACGGGGGCUCGAGGUUCGGCUCCAUCACGCGACUACAAGGUGUGUGCCACCUACCUGGACGGGUUCAGGGCCACGGCGGUGUGUCCGGUCGGCGGCCCGCGAGCAGCGGAGAAGGCCCGAAGGACCGCAGAGAGCAUCCUCAAGAGGACCAGGCGGAUGCUGCAGCAGGUGGGUUUGGGUGACUUCAGCGCCGUCAACAUUCAGGUCCUCGGAGCUGAAGACACGUACGGACCCAACGCCCGCCACACGGGCUCCAGGGAGGCCGUGAUCUGGAUGGCCGUCCACCACAAGCAGAAGAAAGCGGUGGAGAUCUUCUCCAGAGAAGUCGCUCCUGCAGGAACCGGCAUGGCUCCCGGGCUGACCGGCAUCGUGGGCGGACGACCCCGAGUGUCUCCGGUCCUGAAGCCCUUCUUCUUCAUGCACCCCAAAUCUCAGAUGAAGGUAGACAUCUACGUCGGAGGAGAGCUGGUGGAGACUCUGGAAGAGGCGGAGCCAGACACACCUGAGGAGGAAGCUCCUCCCACCUCAGUGCAGGACGAACCGGACGAAGGACUCCUCCCCUCCGGCCCUCACAGCUACCGACUGGAGGAGCUGGCCUUCACCAGGAGCGGAGACAAAGGAGACGCAGCCAACAUCGGAGUCAUCGCUCGUCAUCCUCUCUUCUUCCCCUACCUCAAGAAGCACCUGACUUCUUCUGUGGUGGAGGACUACUUCAGUCACCUCAUCGAGCCGGGAGCCAAGAACCCCGUGACACGAUACACUCUCCCGGGGGUCCACGGUCUCAACUUCGUCCUGCAGAGUUCACUGGGAGGGGGAGGGGUGGCGUCUCUACGCAGCGACCCGCAGGGGAAGUCUUACGGUCAGAUGCUGCUGGACGUGAAGCUGGAAGGACUUCCUGACCUCAAGACUCUGGUGGAGGUUUUGGCCCCGCCCCCUCGGGUCGGCCCCGCCCCCCCGGCUCGCUCACCUCGACGCGACCCGGCCUCGAUGUUCGGCGCCCCGCAGGAAUGUGAGUCUCCUUCCAGCUCUGGUUGGUGGGUAAUUGCUAACAGACCGGAGCUGCUCCUCUGGACCUCCUCCUCCUCUCCUCCUCCUAUCCCACCUCCUCCUCCUCCUCUCCCUCCUCCUCCUCCUCCUCCUCUCCCUCCUCACUUUGCUCACAUUUUAGGAGGAGGUAAAAAAUGCCUGAUUUUGUUUUUGGAUUCGUGAGCGUCGGCUAAACACGAGAAGGAAUUUCCUGGAGUGGUGGAGACCACAUGAGACCACAUGAGACCACAUGAGACCACAUGAGACCACAUGAGACUACAUGACACCACAUGAGACUACAUGACACCACAUGAGACCACAUGAGACCACAUGAGACCACAUGAGACCACAUGAGACUACAUCAGAUUACAUCAGACUACAUGAGACCACAUGAGACCACAUGAGACUACAUGAGACCCCGUGAGACCACAUGAGAUUACAUCAGACUACAUGAGACCACAUGAGACUACAUCAGAUUACAUCAGGCUACAUGAGACCACAUGAGACCACAUGAGACUACAUGAGACCCCGUGAGACCACAUGAGAUUACAUCAGACUACAUGAGACCACAUGAGACCACAUGAGACCACAUGAGACCCCGUGAGACCACAUGAGACCACAUGAGACCACAUCAGACUACAUGAGACCACAUGAGACAACAUGAGACUACAUCAGAUUACAUCAGGCUACAUGAGACCACAUGAGACCACAUGAGACUACAUGAGACCCCGUGAGACCACAUGAGAUUACAUCAGACUACAUGAGACCACAUGAGACCACAUGACACCACAUGAGACCCCGUGAGACCACAUGAGACCACAUGAGACUACAUGACACCACAUGAGACUACAUGAGACUACAUCAGAUUACAUCAGGCUACAUGAGACCACAUGAGACUACAUGAGACUACAUGAGACCCCGUGAGACCACAUGAGAUUACAUCAGACUACAUGAGACUACAUGAGACUACAUCAGACUACAUGAGACCACAUGAGACUACAUCAGAUUACAUCAGAUUACAUCAGAUUACAUCAGACUACAUGAGACCCCGUGAGACCACAUGAGACUACAUCAGAUUACAUCAGACUACAUGAGACCACAUGAGACUACAUCAGACUACAUGAGACCACAUGAGACUACAUCAGAUUACAUCAGACUACAUGAGACCACAUGACACCACGUGAGACCACAUGAGACCCCAUGAGACCCCAUGAGACCACAUGAGACGGACCUCCUGGGACCAGGACCAGAACCUCGGGCCGCUAAUCAGACGCACGAUGAAACCACAGGACUGGAGAGCGGAGCUCGUAAAACGAUGAUCCACGAGGUUUGUUCGAGGACCUUCGGCUGAUUUCCUGCUCUCGUAAAAAGCUUCAAAGUAAGAGCUCACGUCUCCAUGACGAUGGGGAUGAGGAUGAUGAAGGUCACAUCUGCCCAACACGUUGACCGCGUUCAUUAGAACUAACGAGAAGGACCCCGGUUUCACGUUUCAUCUCCUCGCCGUGGACGACGUUUAGACUUCUUCUGGAGAACCUGAACUUCUGGAGGUCCUCGGGGGUCCGGGUCCAGAUCUUGAUCCUGUGAUUCCUAUUGGCCGGUCCCCCAUAGAGAGCCGGUGAAGACGAGGUCGGGACACUUUGUUCAUUAGUCGUGAUGUUCUGGUGAAGAGCAGAGGACCCAGGAUGGAGCCCUGUGGAACCCCACAGCAGAAAAACAUGAAGGCUCCACGAUGAAAACAUGCGUACUGUCUCUUUAAAUCUUCACCCCGAGUUCCUCAGGUGUUUCCUUGCCUGUGUGGAGGAGGAGGAGGAGGAGGAGGAGGAGGUGGUCUUCUGUGCCAUCCGGUCGACUUUCGAUCUUAUUCCUGUUUUCUGUGUCGAGGAGUGAGAUUGUGAUUCAUUUGUUUGUCUCACUAAUCACAUUUAAAGAGUUGAUUCUGUAGAUGAUGAACUGAAGAGAUUAAUAAACAGAUUUUCAUGA
Molecule: messenger RNA, 4159 nt
Organism: Pseudoliparis swirei
Lineage: Eukaryota; Metazoa; Chordata; Actinopteri; Perciformes; Liparidae
Gene: lratb.1
Product: lecithin retinol acyltransferase b, tandem duplicate 1
Exons: 21
Coding region: 86-2362 (758 amino acids)
Source: RefSeq, a predicted model, not a curated record